AUGGUCGCAACUGCUGACGUCAUUACUGUCAAAGAGAUUUCCUCGCGAGCCUGGAAUCCAUGGCGCCGGAAUCUUUUAAUUCUUUUGGCUGAGCUGACCCCCCUCAUCUCUCUCUCUCUUUCUCUAUCUCUCUUUCUCUAUCUCUCUUUCUCCCUCUCUCUCUUUCUCUCUCUCUCUCUCGCUUUCUCUCUCAACUUGCCAAUUCAAACAAUAACUUUUAAAGUAGCUCUUUCUUUCCGUCGACCCGUGCUCCUUUCUCUCAUUCUCUCUAUCUCUCCCUAUCUCUACAUUUCUCAUUCUCGUUCUCUUUCUUGUUCUCUCUUUCUCUUUCUUAUCCUCUUGUUAUUUUUCUUAUUUUCUCUUUCUUAUACUCUCCCUCUCUUCCUUAUUCACUCUUUCUUGCUGUCUCUCUUUCUUAUUCUCUCCCUCUCUUUCUUGUUCUCUCACUCUCUUUCUUGUUCUCUCAUUCUUUCUUGUUCUCUCAUUCUCUUUCUAAUUCUCUCUUUCUCUUUCUUGUUCUCUCAUUCUUUUUCUUAUUCUCUCCUUCUCUUUCUUGUUCUCUCAUUCUCUUUCUUGUUCUCUCAUUCUCUUUCUUAUUCUCUCCGUCUCUUUCUUGUUCUCUCAUUCUCUUUCUUGUUCUCUCAUUCUUUUUCUUAUUCUCUCCUUCUCUUUCUUGUUCUCUCAUUCUCUUUCUUAUUCUCUCCUUCUCUUUCUUGUUCUCUCAUUCUCUUUCUUAUUCUCUCCGUCUCUUUCUUGUUCUCUCUUUCUCUUUCUUAUUCUCUCAUUCUCUUUCUUGUUCUCUCAUUCUCUUUCUUAUUCUCUCAUUCUCUUUCUUAUUCUCUCCUUCUCUUUCUUGUUCUCUCAUUCUCUUUCUUAUUCUCUCAUUCUCUUUCUUAUACUCUCCGUCUCUUUCUUGUUCUCUCAUUCUCUUUCUUGUUCUCUCAUUCUCUUUUUCUUAUUCUCUCAUUCUCUUUUCUUAUUCUCUCAUUCUCUUUCUUAUUUUCUUGUUCUCUCAUUAAAUUUCUUGUUCUCUCAUUCUCUUUCUUAUUCUCUCAUUCUUCUUUUCUUAUUCUCUCAUUUUUUUUUAUAUUCUCUCCUUUCUCUUCUUUGUUCUCUCAUUCUCUUUCUUAUUCUCUAAUUCUCUUUCUUGUUCUCUCUUUCUCUUUCUUAUUCUCUCCUUCUCUUUCUUGUUCUCUCAUUCUCUUUCUUAUUCUCUCAUUCUCUUUCUUGUUCUCUCAUUCUCUUUCUUGUUCUCUCAUUCUCUUUCUUAUUCUCUCACUCUCUUUCUUGUUCUCUCAUUCUCUUUCUUGUUCUCUCUUUCUCUUUCUUGUUCUCUCUUUCUCUUUCUUGUUCUCUCAUUCUCUUUCUUAUUCUCUCAUUCUCUUUCUUGUUCUCUCAUUCUCUUUCUUGUUCUCUCAUUCUCUUUCUUAUUCUCUCCUUCUCUUUCUUAUUCUCUCAUUCUCUUUCUUGUUCUCUCAUUCUCUUUCUUAUUCUCUCAUUCUCUUUCUUGUUCUCUCAUUCUCUUUCUUGUUCUCUCAUUCUCUUUCUAGAAAUAGAAACUCUCUUUUCUCUGUUCUCUCAUUUCUUUCUUGUUCUCUCUUUCUCUUUCUUGUUCUCUCUUUCUCUUUCUUGUUCUCUCAUUCUCUUUCUUAUUCUCUCAUUCUCUUUCUUGUUCUCUCAUUCUCUUUCUUAUUCUCUCAUUCUCUUUCUUGUUCUCUCAUUCUCUUUCUUGUUCUCUCAUUCCCUUUCUUAUUCUCUCACUCUCUUUCUUGUUCUCUCAUUCUCUUUCUUAUUCUCGCAUUCUCUUUCUUGUUCUCUCAUUCUCUUUCUUAUUCUCUCUUUCUUAUUCUCUCAUUCUCUUUCUUGUUCUCUCAUUUUCUUUCUUGUUCUCUCUUUCUCUUUCUUGUUCACUCAUUAUUUUCUUGUUCUCUUUCUUUCUUAUUCUCUCUUUCUCUUUCUUAUUCUCUCAUUCUCUUUCUUAUUCUCUCCCUCUCUUUCUUAUACCCUCUUUCUUGCUGUCUCUUUCUCUUUCUUGUUCUCUAUUUUCUUUCUUAUUUUCUCAUUCUCUUUCUCAUUCUCUCUUUCUCUUUUUUCAUUCUCUUUUUCUUGUUCUCUUUUUCUUCUUCUUGCUCUCUCUUUUUGUUUUUCAUUUUCUCUUUCUGUUUCUUUGUCUCUCUUUCCCGUUCUUAUUCUCUUUUUCUCUUUCUUGCGUCUGCGAAAGAUAUCUGCCGACUUCUUUUCAAAACAACGACCACCCCCAACUAA
Acanthosepion pharaonis is the source of this 2265-nucleotide messenger RNA. Lineage: Eukaryota; Metazoa; Mollusca; Cephalopoda; Sepiida; Sepiidae. The record is from the annotation of a GenBank genome assembly.